Messenger RNA from Colias croceus (clouded yellow), 1665 nucleotides. RefSeq lists its product as uncharacterized. The record is from RefSeq and is a predicted model, not a curated record. Bases 430 to 900 code for a protein of 156 amino acids. NCBI's taxonomy places the organism in Eukaryota, Metazoa, Arthropoda, Insecta, Lepidoptera, Pieridae. The transcript has 6 exons.
AUUCCAGUUAACUAGGUAUUACUGUGAUUAUAUUAUGUGUAUUCAAUAUUCAUCAUAUCGGAUAUAACGCACUACGAAAGUUAUUUGUUUGUGGGAACGUUAUGAAUAAAUGAUAUGUGGUAGCAUUUAUUUAGUCCAAUCGUCGUUUUGGUGUCAGAGAAUUUAUUAGGGCUUAUGCUAUGGGAUAAAAAUAAAAAAAAAUAUACAUGUGAGAUUUCCUUCUCAAUAAUUACAAAUUAAUUAGAAGCGCUGGCAUAAAAUAAAAGGCGCUUAACAAUUUUAUAAGGUUAAAACGAAACAGAUUAAAAAUUUCCCUUGGCGGGAAAUGCCAGGCUGGAUGCAAAGCGAUCCCUUCGUCAACAGAGGAAAUUCGCAAUGAUGGUAUGAACUGCGAUAAAUUACCGCCUCUGCCGAUAAUCUUCAGUCACAAUGGGUUGUGGAUCCUCAGCUCACGUGGUAGCUCCAGCGCCAGAGGGGAAUGGACACAAAAUGUCCAACGGGCAGAAUGGACAUAAUGAUGCUGCUCUACAUGACGAUGGUCUCCCCACCGUGGUUCUGCCAGACACACCGGUGAAGGCUAAGCCACCAAUAUCCUUCGAGAUACCGCUAGAAGAGUUUAACCACCGGCCAGCGUCGCCUCCCCCUCACUUGCAGCGGUUGCUACAGCAGCAGAGUGUGGACAUCAGUCUGCCAGAUAUAGAGGGGAAACUAGCCGAGGCGGAACAGAGGAGACAGGCUAUACUGCAACAACGUGCUGCAUCGGCUCAUAAAAAAUCACAGAAAAUGACAAAGAAUCUUCAAGAUACCAUGAAUUUGAAUAAAAUACGCGACUUUGAAGAAACCAAGCACAACACACUCAUCGUACCAACUGAUCCAGGUUUAGAAGAUAAAAAUAUCUGAUAAAAUAUUAUAAAUAUUCAAGUGGAUUAAUUGUAGCAACUAAUUUUUCUAGAAUAUAAGAUAUUUAUCGGUUGUGUUCCUGUUAGCAUUCUUAAUCUGUAUAUAUUUCUUACGAAAUGAUUUACCUAUUGAUAUACUCGUACCAUAGUAUGUAAUUAGUUUUGAGCAAAUUCUUUCGUUUUGUUAUUUGUCUAUCUAUAUUUUGAUGACAAAUGACGAUACGAAUUAUGAUAGAUUUUUGAAUAAGAGGAAAUUAGUGUUUUUUUAUAUACUUUUAACAAACUAAGUUUUCAGUAUGUAACUACUUAUGUUACUAGUAAUAGUAUGUUUCAGUUCUUUCAGUAUGUUACUAGUAAUAGAUUAUAUAUAUAAAUCUCGUGUCACAAUGUUUGUCCUCAAUGGACUCCUAAACCACUUAACCGAUUAAUGAAAAUUCGCACACCAUUUGCAGUUCGAUCCAACUUGAGAGAGAGAGUUUAAAUCUCAAAUCGUUUUAGAGAAAGCGGGCGAAGCCGCGGGCGGUAAGCAAGUAUAAGCAAGUAUAUAUGGCAUUGCACAUUUGCACAACACGUUUGAUAUAAUUGGAUAAUAUAAAUAAAAACAUUUUUUUCAACGUACAAGAAUUAGUGCACAUAAAUAAUGUAAGUAUAUAGUUAUUAAAUAGUUUAUCGAAAUUUGUGAUACUUAGAAUAUUAUGAUUACCUAAGAAACCUUUUUAAUUAAUUCAUCUUUUAUGUUCAAUAAAAUUAUUUUUACUGUUUUCAA